AUGUUAUUGAGGAAUAUUGAUCCUGAUGUUGGGUUAUGCAACGGGACGCGGUUGCAGAUAACUCAAUUGGCUAAUCAUAUUAUUGGAGCAAGAGUCAUUACAGGGAAACGUGUUGGGGAGAAAGUCUUUUUACACCGUAUUCUAAUAACACCUACAGAUACGAAGCUGCCAUUCAAAAUGAGGCGGAGGCAAUUUCCCUUGAAAGUUGCAUUUGCGAUGACAAUAAACAAGAGCCAGGGUCAAACACUUGCAAAUGUUGGUUUGUAUCUACCUAGACCAGUGUUUUCACAUGGACAAUUGUAUGUUGCUGUUUCUAGGGUCAAGUCUAGGAAAGGGUUGAAGAUUCUUAUAACCGACACCGAUGCCAAGCCACAAGAUUCAACCAUGAAUGUUGUAUUCAAAGAAGUUUUCCAGAAUCUUUUUGACUAUCACGAUGAUGUGUAG
This is a messenger RNA of Brassica napus (rape), 444 nucleotides long. Its product is annotated as ATP-dependent DNA helicase PIF1-like. Lineage: Eukaryota; Viridiplantae; Streptophyta; Magnoliopsida; Brassicales; Brassicaceae. The record is from RefSeq and is a predicted model, not a curated record. The coding region runs from base 1 to 444 and encodes 147 amino acids. The transcript has a single exon.